AUGGCGGGGUUCGCCGUCCCCGCAGAAGUCCGCGUGAUCCUGCUCGACGUCGAAGGCACGACCACGCCGGUCGCGUUUGUCCAGGACAUCUUAUUUCCUUACAUCAAAGACAACAUCAAAGAUUACUUGCGAGCACAUUGGGAAGACGAGGCGUGUCAACAGGACAUCGGCCUUCUGAGAAAACAGGCUGAAGAGGAUUCUCACAUGCAUGGGGUUGUUCCUAUCCCGCUGGAAACCAGGGACGGGGAAGAAGAGAUCGAGCGCGUUAUCCAGGCUGUCAUAGACAACGUUCACUGGCAGAUGUCUUCAGAUAGAAAGACCACGGCCUUGAAACAGCUCCAGGGACACAUAUGGAAAGCAGCCUAUGAAAAUGGUUGUGUGAAGGGAGAGCUUUUUGAGGAUGUGGUACCGGCGGUUAGGAAGUGGCGAGAAAGAGGAAUGAAGAUUUAUGUUUAUUCCUCUGGGAGCGUGGAGGCACAAAAGCUCUUGUUUGGAAACUCAACGGAAGGCGAUAUUUUGGAGCUCCUUGACGGCCACUUUGACACCGAAAUUGGCUCCAAAGUAGACAGCGAAAGUUACCAGCGGAUUGCCACCAGCAUCGGGUGUUCUACAAACAAUAUCCUGUUCCUGACAGAUGUCACUCGAGAGGCUGAUGCCGCAGAAGAAGUCGAUGUUCACGUCGCGGUUGUCAUUCGGCCAGGCAACGCCGGACUAACAGAUGACGAGAAAUCUUAUUACAGACUUAUAACGUCUUUCAACGAACUGUUCCUGCCACCGUCCACUUAAGACGCAAAAUUGCACAGGGAAUGAAAGCAAACUGCCCCC
Messenger RNA from Euleptes europaea (tarantolino), 825 nucleotides. RefSeq names its product enolase-phosphatase 1 (gene ENOPH1). Bases 1 to 786 code for a protein of 261 amino acids. Gene Ontology annotation, molecular function: acireductone synthase activity; magnesium ion binding. The transcript is spliced from 6 exons. Lineage: Eukaryota; Metazoa; Chordata; Lepidosauria; Squamata; Sphaerodactylidae. The record is from RefSeq and is a predicted model, not a curated record.